UCACAAGAAGUCUUCAAAAAAGGAAAAAUGGUGUUAGGAAGUGUCGAUAUCGCGCUCCCCUGGGAUGCCUUGAGCGGGUUUGGGACUGGUCGUUGGUCUGGCGGAACCGACCACGAUCUAGUUGGCAGCAUUACGGCUUCACAUUUACUUACUAGAAAGUCCAUCUCCAUCUGGACGAGCAUUAAUUACAGUAACUGGUUGUACCCAUCAUGAACAUGAUAGUUCUUUGACUCAUCUUUUCUUCUAUUGCCAUUCCUUUCAUCCACCAAGUUGUAUGGUUGGGGAGAUGAUGUUUGCGUGUAAGGAUUGGACGGGAUGGCCAAUGAUGGAAAAAAGGAAAAAAACGCCGAAUCGUAAAUUGUAGUGCAGAGGCAUAUGAGAUCUUGUUGUGUCUAUCCUGUGGAAGGCUCAAAAAUAUAAUUGCCCAGCAUGGUAAGCCUUAGAGUCUAACAGUUGAAGUUCAUAUUGUGGCGCAACGUCUCCACCUUCCGCUCCGUUCAACACUUCUUUCUACGUCGACACCUCGUCACAGCAUCAUACUGUUCUCCUUGCUGCGAGAAAUGAUUUCUCAAGUAGUUUUGCACAGACAGGACGAAACCUACUGCCGAUUGGCGCAAUUGGAAAUCACUCACGAGCAUUAAGGUUUGUAGCAGUUGUUCAUACAGUUGUACAGUUGUUAUAAUUUGUAUGUGUACUACGACGAAUUCUGUCGAAUUCCUCUCAUCGAGUAUUAUUGUCCCGGAUCUUCAAAAGUGCCUUCCCCCAACACAUCUUCUAACAUGAGACGAGAGCGCAUUUCUCUCGACGCCGUCCUCGUCCUCUAGCACCCAUUUGCCUGCAAGAGCCCACGGCUACGGAGCGCGAAACGCACCUUAGGGAACAGCUUGGUGAUCCAUUUCGACACAUUUAGUGAAUAGCUAAAAGCAUUGCAAUUUUUUUUUAUUUAUAUUUAUGCAAAUUUUGAUAAAAGUGACUAUUGAUGCAAAUACUUACAUCGAUCUGAGUCGUAUCUAUGUAAUUAAACUCCUCCCAUAAUAGGAUGUUACUGCCUCCCCCUUAUUUUUCUCUUAGAGGUGUGUUGCAAAUCUUGAGUGGCUCUCACCUUUAGGUGAAGGCUUAGGUCCAGCGACGCUCAAAGCACUAAGUAAAGCAGCCGGUUCGUUUUCACCUCUACAAUCUUACACUUAUCCCAUGCAGCAAUAUAUUUAUACGGAUCUCUGUGUUUCUACGUUCUUUGUAGCCCUUCGUCUAUCGUACCUUGUACUUCCAUGUUUUGACGGGUAGUCUAUCUUCUUAAGAAAAUAAUCGAUACCGAGGCCCUCGAGAUCUACUUUCAAUUUUGUCAUUGUAAUCAUAGUGUCAAACGUAUUCAUCUAAGUAUUUCUUAUAUGCGUAACUAGAGGAAAGGAAGCAGACUAGGAGACGCUCCGACUGUUGCACCUUGACCUAGUUCUAGAUGAGAAUCUAGCCUGAAGAUCUUCUGCUCUAAGUGCGAAAACGAUGCGUGACCCAAUUCGCCCAGGCCCAGAAGCAGCACUUGACCGCUCAAGGAGCCAUGCCCGGUGAGGGGGAGAAAAUAGUAUCAUCGGAAUUUAAGGCCGUGGCCAAUUUGUCCUCAGAAGCAUCUUAGAUUGCCUUUUGAAUAACGCCGAAAAGGGUCUAAGAAGCAAUAGUUCAGCAGGACGAAUUUCGGCAGCGUCUAAGAAAAGCGUGAAGGAUGAGAAGCCAGUGCCUUUUCGUUGUUGCUUAAGGAACACCUCUAGUUUCGUUGUGGUUGUUUCUAUAAUAUCACAUUAACAACUACUGCUCUGCUGCCUUUUUUAACAGUACUCGGAAGCUUCCGAUGUUACAUAUCCGAUCAUGAACCAAGUAGUGAGGGGGAUUCUUCUACUAAUUAACUUCGGUGUAGUCCUCAACCUCACUCUCCUCAUCAUCACCAUCGUCAUCAGCAUCAUUAUCGUCGUCAUAUAUGAGAGGGCUCACUCAGCAUUGUUUGUCAUUUAUACGUAUUGAGGUGCGUCAAACAUUGAAAGAACUAUGUUGUAUCCGGUUCAGGAGCGAGAGAAGAGUAGACUUUGACAGCGGUGGUGUCUAAUAUGCAGGGAGGACGGGCGGGGCGGAGUAAAAGGCCUAAAGAUCAAAGAAGUUAUGCCUGUCGGAAAUGAGAUGAUCUUGAUUAAUGCAUGCUGAUUCUUGUUGAAACCAAUUUUGAGUAACAAAUUGAAUGUUUGUGGAAUUGGCGAGGUGCUGCGUAAGCAUAAUUUCUUUCUUCGUCUUCUGCUCGAAGAGUUUGAGUCCGACCGUCCGACCGUGCUAAUCGUAGUAUUACCAUGUACUUAUUGUGCAUUAAGGAAGAAUUUAGAGAAAGCCCAGUUCUAUCUUCGAUUUAUUUACUCAGAUUGAUAGGAGCUGAUUUCCCCACGCACGAACUAGAUUGGGCAGGUAAUUUUUCUCUAAUAAAGACCUGCGCAUACCCUGUAGUCUUGUCGAGAAAGCAAGCUAUCAGGAAGCCGUCAAAGUGUGCAAAAAUAAUAACGCCGUCUUAAGGCGUACAGCAUUGCAUCCGCCACGACAUGUCUGCUCGAUGCUAUUCCUGAAGGUAACACGUAGAGGAGGCAGACAAGUCGAGGGGGACUGCGGUGCUGUGAUUUUCGCUUCUAAUGAAAAUUUGCGACGGAAAGGCGCUGGCCCAAGACGCAGCGCAAGGGACGGGCUGUGGUUUUGACGGGAAAGCCGUGCGGACGUCGCAUACGUGCCGUACUCAAAAUGAUUGAUAUUUUUGUGUUGAGUGUUGGAUCUUCAUCUUCACAGUUUGGGUUUGCAUGAGUCUUCAUUUUCGGAUAUAAUUUGCAUGAAAAUGCUGAUCGUUACUUACACAUUGACUAUAAUAGGCACUAACGUUACUUUGAAAUUGAAUGUGUGAAAAAAUGCCUUUUGCAUUCUCAUUGGUGUUGAAUGAUAGUAAGAAUAAAGGAAGACAAAUUACACAAAACAGCAAAGAAUAAUCAAAGACCGCAUGAUGAAACAAAAACCUACCUAGUUCCAUCCCAAGUGGGAACGAAGAUGGAUGGAUUUUCGACGGUGACGGCCGAAGGAGUCGUGAAGUGUAUGAAGCCGUCCAAGAAGGCUGCCGUCCGGUGUUGUGGGAAAGACGUUAGGGCUUCAGUCAUUUAAGUUUUUAUCAAAAUCGAUGAUGUAGAUACAUAAUCGAGAAAUGAUGUCAAAUCUUACAUAUUUUAUAUGGCGCCACUUUCUGGUCGUGGAUUUCUGGGGCUGUCGAUUUGUCUUAUUUUCUCACCCCUUGACCCCGGGCCGUUAUAUAUAAAUAGAUAGCGCCCCGGAAUGACGACAACAGAACUUCGCAGGCCUCCGAAGUUUGGCAAUUGCUAGGGCCUGUCUUUGGUAUUUGGCAGCGUCUUGGCUCGAGGGCUUGCUUUCGUCUAGGAAACGAGGCGAUUCACUGCCUUCCAUUCGAGAGAUUUGCUCCGCACUUGUCCGGGAAUCCGUCCCGAGUGUGUUGCUACACCAGCCAAGGCGGCGCGCUUUCAUUUUCUCACCGGCCACGGCCUGGGGGUUUUUCUGGCAACAACAUGGCGAGGCCUUUCCCAUGGUGAGGCCGAAAAUUAAGGCAGAGGGGGCCUGGGCAUGCAUAAGGGGGCCGAGAGUGAGACGCAGGCGCCCCCCUCUUUGCUAGCUAGGUUUGGCCACGCUGGUGCCCAUUCACUCGGCCGACAUCGCUUAAUUAAAUCAGCGCUGGCGCAGUGUAUCGCGUUCGCGUUCGUCGGGUUGUAGUUUCUAUCGGGUUCUUGUGGGUUUGCUUUGAGUCAAAGGAAGUAGCUGGCGCUAGCUUGCGCGCCCACAGUGCUAGCGCAUCGGAAGAAGAACCGACAUGGAGGAAGCUGGUGGCGGUGGGGCUGAACAUCGCCCAAGCCGAUAGAAUUGGCGUUGCUUGUCUCUGGGUGGGUGGAGCGGCUUCGCGUGUUUCUUUUCCCGGCUGGCCUCUUGUCUGUUAGUGUGUUGCUGUUAGCUUGUUGCCGGGGGGUUGCGGUGGCCCCCUCUGGAAGUGCUUAGAUCUUAGCAAGACGCUGAACUGACGGCGGGGGCACAAUCGUUUCCAACCCCCGGGGAGCGGAAGGAGCGCCAGCCUUGGGUUGCUUUGUGGGUUCUUUUGCUAGUAUGAAGCUUCGAGAUUGAUAGCGCUGCGCAGUCAGCGCACGCGGGUGCGUGGCGUUCAUUCUUUUCAUUGGUCAGCACAGCAAACUAAGGGCGGCCCGUUGUCUUCGGUGGUGUCUGUGAAUCGUGUCCAUCAUCGUGCUGCGACUGCGAGCUCCUCGAACUUUUGCUGGGGUCCAAUUAUUUCAGAGAAGCUUGAAGCUGAAGGAGGUUACGCGAGACAGAAGCCCGAAGUCAUUUGCAGGCGCUUCCACUGAUGAAUGGCUGCGGCAGGCUUGGGCCCUCUUCUUGCUUUGGUGGAAGUUCUUGCGUGUGCGAGCAUUUACUCCCGCCGCAAUAGAUGCAUGCAUAGCGCUGAGGCUCUAGCUUAAUACAGCGAUGGGCAGCGCCAGCGGUGUCAGCCAGGUGGGGCCCCGUGGUGUUUAUCUGGAGAGAAGACAAGGUGGGAGACUUUGGGGGAGAUUGUUGCGUCGGGUGUUGUGUGUGAUCUUCCGGACUUUGUUCGGGUGAUCAAGUGCGCCGCGCUGCUUUGUCGUGUUAUAAUUUUGGGAGGAUGAGGCGCCAGCGGAUUGCCGUGCGCCGUUUGCGUUUGCCUCGUCGUGUUAUAUAUAACUUUAUGGGCUGGCGCGCUCUCUUGCAUUGCACAAAAACGACAGCGCAGAAACCCAAAACGGCGUCGGCUUAUGUUAAUUGCCGUGAAAAGACUCCACCAGCUGGGCCCGCUGUCGUUGAUUCUGCGUCUGUGGUUGAUGCUGUUGCCGCUGUCAGUCUCUUCCGGCGUUGCUGGUUUUUUUCUUGUUUUUUCUCUCUGUUUUUGUCUAUUUUUGCAUUAGGAGGAAGAAAAUGAGAAAACGACAGCGCCACAAUUUGCAAAGCGUGGAGCCCCGUGACGCAGACAGCCUGCGAACUGGUCAGAUUUCUUAGCUUUUUUCGAAGUGUUACUUAUCGGUUUUUGAGUGUUUGGGAAAAUGGCAGAAAAACAGCCGAAAAAUUAGACGAAUCAAGGCAAUAGGUGCGAAAAAAGCGUCUCAGAGUUUGGACCUCAAAACGGUCUGAGAGAAAAACACCAGCGCCACGGUGGCGGCAUGUGAACCCAUUUCCCUCCGGGUGUGAAGAGUCUGAAGCAUGGGGGUAGCGCGCUGUGAAGAGUGUCGUCGCUGCUCUGAAGGGACUGGUAUAUGAGCUCGCAAAGCGCCUUCCGAUUGUUGAAAGCGCCUUCCGAUUGCUGUUCAAUUUAUGGCGCUGCCGCUAUGGGGCUGUCGUUAAUCAUGAAGGCCGUUCGCCUGUGAUAUCGCCGCGGACUUUGUCACUCGAUUGCCCCCAAAGCUGGAAGGUUGUGGAAGUUGUGGCCCUUACUGUGACUGGCCUCGGGCUUCCUGCUACUGUGACUGGUCUCAAACUUGCUGCGACUAGUCUCGGGCUUUUUGUGACUAGUCGCAAAGAGUGUGACUAGUCGCAGAAUGGCUGCGACUAGUCUCGUUCUUCUUGUGACGAGCUUCGGCCUUACUGUGGCCGGCUUCGACUAGUCUCAGACUUACUGCGACGGCGACCAGUCUCGCGCCCAUUGUGACCAGCCCCGGACUUGCUAUGGCUAGUCUCUGACUGAGUUCGUCAGGCUGUUCGAAUCUUAACACCAUCAGAAGCUGGGGUCUGUGUGCUCUGAUGGUAUUAAGAUUCGAACAGCCUGACAAACUCAGCCAGAGACUAGGCGCGGCAGGUCUGAGGCUAGGCGCAAUAAGUUCGAGACCGGUCAUAGCGAUCCUCUCUUGCAAGGCUGGGCUGUGAAAGAAUUGCGGGGGCUCGGGUUUGUUAGCUUGAAAAUGAGAGAGAACGCGACCGGCGUGCUUGGGGUGUGACGAAGAUAGAACCUUUCUGGCAGAUUCUUCGAAAGUAUCUGAGGGGCCACGAGAUCGCCAGGGGAGUGCUGCGCUUGGAGAUGAAGACCCAGGCGAGACUUGGCCUUUCUAGUGCAUUAGGCUGGCUACAUAGCAGACCUUCUGACGGUAGGUAAAGGCAUGCCCUCGGCCUCGUCGUGUUAUUGUGUAUGGCUUUGGCCUCCACCACGAUAGAAGCCCGCGCCGCGCCACGCGGUGGCGUUGGUCGCUGUCUCAGUGAAUUUAUGAGGCGGGUGUCUUUUUACCUUCCCAGAGUGCUGCAGUGGGAUGAGUGAAAGAGCGGCGUAACCUUCUAAGAGCAAAACAAAGCCCACAGGACAAAAAUGUGAAGGGUCGUAGCUCCGCGUUGUUAUAUAUGAUUAUAACAGGGUGGAGUUUUGGGCCAUCUUCAGGGUAUGUGAAACUGACAGCCCCAGAAAGUGGCGCCAUUUAUAUUUAUAAAAAUCUUGCAGAUGUUGAUGCUCAUGAUCCCAGUAAAUAAAAGGACUGACGAACAAGGGCAAACACCGAAGAGAUCUUCUGUCGUGCGCUCUAAUGAUGGGCGGGCGGUCAAACAGAUGAGCACCUACGGUGGCUCCGGUGGCGGGGGUAACUACGACGCCAAUAAAUGUAAACAAUUUGAGGAUAGGACAUUCACGGAGGCUGCGGCGGUCUGCAAAAGUAAGGAUUAUGGUUUCGGGUUUUUCCAUAUCAUGCUAGCUGCAGCCCGUGAAAUGAGAAAUACUUAGUACUACUUCGUGUAGUGGAGGAUGCAAAACCUUUAGAGAUUGAUUGAUACUUAGGUUGUCAGCUUCCUAAUUUUCACGAGGGAGUAAUUCUUUUUAGGCUAUCAUCAUGAUACUUCCUACUCUUAGUGGCCUUCCUACCAGUAGAUCAAUUGCAUCAUCAAGCGCCACACCGUGCGUCGUGAAAAGUGUCACUGUAGAACCUUUCUACCUCUAUUUUGCGCACCAUUUACAACCAGACGAGAAGGGCUGACCCGCUAGUGCCGUCGGUGUGAGUAGCCCACAGCAUUCUGCUAUCUCGAAACUUACUAGAUUCACGGCUAAAAUUGUUAUUUUGGUGCUUCUUUCUUCUCUCCCCUCGCUCUUUUGUUCUUGGUUAGUAAUUUCUCUCCAGUAAUAUUAUUACUACUACUUCUAGUAGUCUUCCGGAUUAUGAUGCUUAAGGCCAGUUGAGCAGAUUCCAGAUCCCUCAUGUAGCUGUUUGGCAGAGAGUGCGUUCUCUACACCUCGUCUCAUCAUAUUCAUAUGUUCCUUUCUGUCUUUCUCUUCUCUCUCUGCUUCAUCCACUAAACCUUCUGGCACUUAUCUCACGCUUACUCCGUUUAUUUGGUGACGCGAAUCUUCUCGGCAAACCGCCUAAGAUUUCCCUGGCGACGACUCUUCCCCGCUAGUCUAGCUUGUUGCUGAGUUGUCAGGGGUCUUUCGUCUGUUCCUAUUGAUGUUUAUCCUGGUAAGUAUAAACAGAGAGAGCGACAGCUAGCAGGCUUCUGCUUUACUACUUUCUUGCGACCAGGAGAGGGCUCUAGCUAUUACUUGUUUUAGUUGUGCCCCUCUUGGUCUGAGGUCAGCAGUCAGCUGCCGCUUAAAGGUUGCGCGCGGUGCUCUUCUUCUCUUGUUGUUGCUGCAGUUUCCUUCUGCUGCGGAGUUCUUUUAUUUAAAGCAUUCCAAGCUCUUCAAAGCUAGGGCUUGUUCUAAAAACCCCUUCGGAUAUGCGUGGACCGGAAGGGGAUUAGGGAAUCUGAGGGCGCAGGCUGCAACCUGAACGGCAAACAGAUGUGGACGGCGCAGCCAUGUUUGCUUAAAGGAGGAAAAAAGUAGGUAGUGCACCUUUCUGUGAACAAUGCACUUGGUCUUGAUCCAUGAUCUCGAACUCGAAACCAAACUGGUUUUGUGGCAUCUAUAGGAGUGCUGACGAUACACUUGGACAGUCGACAUAAGAAAUUAAAAUUUACAGAAGCGGAACACGAAAACUAACAAAGUGAAAAUAGAGUAUUAUGGGAUCAUAUCAAUCUUUCUACGUACUGGAUACGUAAACUUGAAUCGAACUGGUCUGAUAAGAAACGUAAAUUCAUGACUGUGGUGCAAGACAAAGUGAAGAUUAUUCAAGGACGAAAAAGGACUUUCUUCUACGAUGAAAAUGCUCGUAUGCCACAUUUGUGGGGCUGAUUGCAAACGUACCAAUACUACUUGAGCUGCUAUUUCCGUAUAAUUAAUAAUAGUUAGGCAUUUUCAAAAAAAAUGAUGAUGAUCAUGAGGAUGAACUACCUCCAUCAUCUUCUGCUUCUACGCUACGUAUGAAUUCCGUAGGGGGGCAAGAUCUUAAGAACUCGACAGGCCUCCCCUGUAGCUCUGAUCUUGCUUGGUGAGCUUGAGGGGAUCCGGAAAGACCUCAAGGAGGGGCAAAACCGGCCACGUCUUUUGGUGCGUGAUCUGCGUGAAAUUAAGGGCGGACUGCCUCAGAGGGGGUCAUCGGUUUCAUGGGGGCCAUUUGCUUGGGAUCUCGCAGCCCUAUGGCGAUCCCUGAGCAUUAUCCGCAUGGCCUUUUUGCUCAGUGGUUUCAAGGUCUUGGCGUUCGUCAUCGCCAUCACAUGACACAGAGACAAGCUUACUAGAUCGACCGCCUACAUCAUGCGAGUGGGGUCAUCGAUGGGAAAACAGUCCCCGUUGCAAUUGUUACCACUGUCAGCAAAAAUUGUUUGCCGGCCAUCAUUGGCCUGGUCAUUUGGCUGAACAGAGGAACUGGAUCAAUGAUUAUUGUUAGCCUGCACCUGCACGGAUCUCCAGAGCGUUUCGCAGUGGCAUAACAUUGCACACCUUUGGCAUAGAUAUGACGGCUGGGAACUGGUUCAGGGUGGGAGAGGUUCCACCCUGGACCGGUUUGGGGUGGGAUAAAAUGAACUCGCAAAAACCUGUGCCAGGGUGGGAUGGGGGCCAAAUAAAGUGAAAAAAAUGCCAGCGUUCCACACUGAAGCAGAGCGCAGGCCACCCUGAGCCAGGUCCACCCUGGGCCGCUGCCUGUAUUAAUAAUGAGUGGGAUCCUCGAUGGCCGCGUCGCGCUUGCGGUUUUUGUCCUGCAGAGUGAAGUAAAAAAUUUUGUGGUGUUAAUCUUAUUGUUCUUGUUAAAUCAUGCAGCAACAAUCUAUUAUGAUGUAAGUAAAUGACGUCGGUACCACGCCAUCUUUAAUAAGAUGCAACCAACCACUUCGAUCUCGUAAUAUGAUAUCAAGAAAACAAAAGAUGACCAAGAAGAAGCUUCUUCUUACUAGACCAGUUCCCAAUAGUUUCUCCUGUCGCUGGUCUCAGUGCCAGCAGACGAAGAGAAAUAUGAUGAGAAUGAGUGUCCCCGUCUAAAUCUAAAAAAUCUAAAUCCCGUCUUAUAUUCUGUAAGUGCACUAGACUACGUAAGUAUUCAGAUCAUCCCGAGUAAGGUAUUCAAUAAAUAUUACAAGGAUUCAGGAAGAACAUACUAUUACCCACGACCCUUAGUAUUCACCGAAUGGACAUACAGUUGCUAGAUGAUGUUACAACUCCGUACAGCCUGUCCGUCGCACGGUGUAUCUUACAGUGUUCUCCGUUUUCCAUUCCAUCUCAACCGCUAGAGAUCUAACUCCAAACCCAGUACAACUCAAAAAUGUUAUAAUCAUGGGUCUCUUGUUCGACUUCACUUUCGCACUUCUACGUCGGUUUGCGCUGAUGUGUCUUCGUUUUUCCUUCCCCGCAGAUUAUGUUCCCUCGAGUCUCGACUAAUGUGGUUGAUACUGGCUAGCAGAUAUUAUGAAGGUGUGAAAUAUUGAAUCCGUGCCGAAGCUACCCCGCAAACAUACAGUAAAUCCCCGUCUAUCUUCUUGCUUCACGACUCACUUAUUGACGCGUAGUCCAACACUGACUCGUCCUUAACCUCGAUGAAGUUGGUCUAAAAAGUCAGAUUCAACACACUAGAUUGUGAAGAACAAGCAGCACUCUGAACCCAAUUGUUAUUGUGGAUUGUGGUUAUUGUGGACUGUGAAAACAUGAUAGAUAAGAAUCCGUGACGCAUGAGUUUUUGUUUAUCCGUUUUUGCAGC
Amoebophrya sp. A25 is the source of this 10136-nucleotide messenger RNA. Lineage: Eukaryota; Dinophyceae; Syndiniales; Amoebophryaceae. The record is from the annotation of a GenBank genome assembly.